Molecule: messenger RNA, 3377 nt
Organism: Eurypyga helias (sunbittern)
Lineage: Eukaryota; Metazoa; Chordata; Aves; Eurypygiformes; Eurypygidae
Product: neurabin-2-like
Exons: 13
Biological process (GO): actin filament organization; neuron projection development; calcium-mediated signaling
Cellular component (GO): postsynaptic density; cytoplasm; dendrite
Molecular function (GO): actin filament binding
Source: RefSeq, a predicted model, not a curated record
AUGAUGAAAACCGAAGGCAAAGGGGAAAGGACUUUAAGAAGUGCUUCUCCGCACCGAAACGCCUAUAAAUCCGAUUUCCAUGCUAUCAAAUGCUCUUUUGAUGGCGUAAACAAUCCUGAAAACACUUCCAACAAAACGGGCUUGCACCAGAAGCUGAGCAGCUCUUCCAGUGGAGGGGGAAAUGACCUGCACAGUCGAGGCAGAGCUGCCACUUACGGCAACAGAGUACACAAGAUCAAGAAUAUGUUUCUGCAAAUGGGAGGCUCCUCUUCUGCACCCUCUUGUGAAAGCAGUCCACCUGCUGAAACCAAAUUAAUCAGCCGGGCCACAGCAGCAGAGUAUGGACCUUCUCCAGGUAGUCCAUCUUUCCUCAUUGUCCAAAAAAAUAAUCUUCUUAAUACAAGUACCAGCCCCGGCAGCAGCCCUGUGGAUUCAUUUCCUGUGCCUUCUGCUGCUGACAAGGUCAUCCGUAGCAACGAUGAGGCAGACUUGGACAAAGUUGCCCUAGCAGAAAAAUUUUCAGAGACCAGGAAGCUAUUUGAGAGAAAUAUAAAACAGCGGAGCUCAGUGGACAGAUAUUCCCCCAGCAAAUGUGAGAGAAGUGAGGAUAAGAGGAGGCAUGGUUCAGCUUCUGACUGCAGCAGUGUGGCGGACCACUUCAGUUUUAAUACAGAAGCGAGUGUUCCAACUGUGCUGGAGAGAGUUGAAAAUCAAGGUAGUGAGGACUUCAAGCAGCAGCAUCCCAACAGUGGUUCCAAAUCCUCCUUCCUGAAUGCAGGGCCCAUUUCUAGGAGGCUGGAAAGCUUUCUGGGUGACAGUGAUACUGAAGAAUCCAAAGAAAUUUCCAAAAAUUAUAGUCCUCCAAAUCAGGACCCUGUGAGAGGCCACCACAGUUUGGAUGCGUCUGCUAUUGCUGAAGGAUGUCCGGAGAAGUCUGUGUCCACAAAAAUGCCUGUGAUCCACGGAGCUGAUAUUAGCGAGGCACUUGGAAAAGACAAAAGAGAGCAACUGGUACUUGAGAGAAGCCUAUGGGAUGUGGGCAGUACACCUGGUCAGGAGGCUCAGCGGAGAUCGGAUGGUGUUCUCUCCCAGGUUUCCCCCGUGGAUGGGACUUGCACAGAGCUGGUUGCACAGAUUGAAACCUCAGGGCAUGAAAAAGAAGCUUUAGAGAAAGAUCACGUUGUUCAAGAGGAUCUGGCACUCCGAUGUCAAAUACCGGAAGGGAGGAGGAGCAACUAUUCCUUGGAGGUGGUAGAAGGGUUUGGGGUAGGCAGCAAGACCAAUUGGGAAGAAGGAAGAGAUGGGUUGUCUGUGAAAGAUGGUCCAGUUACACGCUUUCAGGAUGUUCUAGAGCAGGAAGGGGAUACUGAAGAUGAGCAAGUGGUGGAAAAGCAGAGUGAGAACGUCUGUGCUUUUGGAAUAGAGAAUGCGGCUUUUGAUGAUGACAGGGAUAUAGAGCCAGAAAACCAAGGGCCUGAAGGCCAAGAAAUUUUGGAGGGGGAGGAGGAGGAAGAGUAUAUGUAUGACAGUGAGUAUGAGGAGUUUCCUGGACUUUCUGAAGAGGAAGAUCCUGAGCCAGACCGAAAAGUCAAGUUCUCAACUGCUCCUAUCAAGGUUUUCAGUACUUACUCAAAUGAAGACUAUGAUAGACGUAAUGAAGAAGUUGACCCUGUGGCAGCCUCAGCUGAGUAUGAACUUGAGAAAAGGGUGGAAAAAAUGGAAGUGUUUCCUGUGGAAAUUGAAAAAGGUGACAGUGGUCUGGGCAUCAGUAUUAUUGGAAUGGGAGUUGGUGCUGAUCAGGGACUGGAAAAACUAGGUAUUUUUGUAAAAACAAUAACAGAUGGUGGAGCUGCUCAGCAAGAUGGACGAAUUCAAGUAAAUGAUCAAAUUGUGGAGGUCGAUGGCAUAAGUCUAGUGGGAGUUACUCAGUUCUUUGCAGCCACCGUAUUAAAAAACACCAAAGGCACAGUGAGGUUUCUGAUUGGGAGAGAGAAGCCAGGGACUCAGAGUGAAGUAGCCCGCCUGAUUAGCGAGACCUUAGAGCAAGAGAGAUGUCUGUCUGAGCAGCACUAUAUUCAUGAUGAUACAGAGCAGGAUGACUAUGAUGAUGAUGACGAUACAUAUGAGUCACAUUUACAUGGCAAUUCUGUGGAAGUUUUUGAUCUUCCUGAAACUGAAGAUAUCUGUUUACCAUUGGAUAUGGAUUCAGCCCAGUCCCUUCUUAAAUUUAAAGAGUUACAAUUAAAACAUGCAGUAACAAUAGCUGAAGUGAAUCAACUGAAGGACAAAUUAAAAAUUGUUGAAGCAGAAAAAAAUGAAUGGAAACUAAGUCGAGCCCAACUUCAGGAAAACUUAGACGAAAGCAAAGAGAAAAUUAAAAAGUUGGAGACCUACUGGUUAGAGGCACAGAGUUUAUGCAAAACGGUAAACGAGCAUCUCAAAGAAACUCAAGAACAAUGCGAUGCCCUUGAAAAGAAAUACAGCAAGGCCAAGAAAUUGCUUAAAGAUUACCAACAAAAAGAAAUAGAAUUUAUGAAAAAAGAAGAGGAUCACGCAAGGCUACUUGAAGAGAGAGACCAGAAAUACGCAGAACAGCUGAGAAUAUAUCAGGAAAAAAUUUCUGAGCUUGAAGGUAAAUUAGAAAUAUUUGAGAGAAUGCCAUCUGUGUUUGGAGGUGGCAGUUUAUUGGAAGGUGGCUGUCAAAGUCCAGGACAAUAUAAUGAACAGUCAAAAAUAAGAGAGGAAAAUGAAAAAGAAAUAGAAUCAAUAGAAGAAAGACCAAAUUCUUCAGAAGUGUUCAUUUCUGAUUUUGAUGCUUUUGUUGGGGAUACUCCCAGAUUAGACACCAGUGCCCACAAAGCAAAAGCUCAGCUUGCUUUGAAAGUAAAACGCCAGCCACCUUCUCGAUCAAAGCUGAAAGAAUCUCUUGGGGCUGGACAACAGACUGCAAAUCUACAGGAUGAGGAUUCAGAAGAUACUGUUCUCAACAGAGAACUUUCCACUGUGUACCUAACCAAGACCUUAGAAACAAGUGAAAAAUUAACUCUCCCGCGCCUGGGUGACAUAAAUCAAAAGAGUGAAAAGCCUGAACAAACAGAAAGCACAGAAAGUCCUCUAGAGUCAAGUCCUGCUUCCACACACUCUUCUCCAGUACACAAACCAAACAACGAAAAUAGCACAACCACCACUUGUUCACCUCCUCCUGAAGAGAUGGCUCCAAAUUCUCCUCAAGGGUAUUCCAAGAAUGUUAAGCAAAGAGAAGCAAAAGGGAGAUUUUUUUUGGAAAGAGCAGAAGAAAAGAAAAAUGAAGACAAGACAGUAGAAACAAGUGAAGGAACAUCAUCAGGGAAGUCCAAAAGGAGAUUUCCAGAUUUUGG